Messenger RNA from Penicillium waksmanii, 1995 nucleotides. RefSeq lists its product as uncharacterized. The coding region runs from base 1 to 1995 and encodes 664 amino acids. NCBI's taxonomy places the organism in Eukaryota, Fungi, Ascomycota, Eurotiomycetes, Eurotiales, Aspergillaceae. The record is from RefSeq and is a predicted model, not a curated record. Gene Ontology annotation, molecular function: metal ion binding. The transcript has 3 exons.
AUGCCACUUGACGAGAUGCCACUCAACAUGGUGUUCCGUGGUGUUUCACGCGUCAUCAGCCCAAGCGAGACUCAGGGCAUGACCAGUUGUGGUGUUUCCACCAAACGCGCAGAAUGCUGGGCCAUCGAAAGUCUCGGCCAGGACCAGCCGGUCAAAGACCCAGAGAUCAACCAGAAGAUCCGCAAGAUGCUCGUGGACGUCCUCAAGCUCGAAAACAUUCCUGCAGCAAUUCGCCAGGAUGUCUCAAACCUGAUCGCCAAAGGCAUUGAGGCCUUGGAUGUUACUACUCCCGCUGCGCAGUCGAUGGCGGUUGUCCCGGCUCCACCCAUCCAGACAUGCCUAGGUACUGGAGUUGUCAAUCACCAAAAGCCACAGGGCUCGAAGAAGAAGGAGUUUUGCUCCUACUGGAUCCGUCACGGAGAAUGUGACUACCAGCAGCAGGGCUGCCUGUUUCGACAUGCCAUGCCAACCCAGCCCGAAGCGCUGGAGAAGCUGGGCCUUCGUGACAUCCCACGCUGGUACCGUGAAAAGUUCAACUUGGCAAGUGUUCUUCAGCAAGGAGGGCCCCGACUGCAGCAGCCAUUCAUCACCAUGGAUGCCCUGCCUGCUACCCAGAAGGCGAUCCAAUACGCCGAUCAUUCGGAGGGCACGCAGUCGACCCACGCUGCCAUGAACCACCAUGGCCAUCCACACCACAGCCAGAACCCCGGCUAUCAGUACCCCCGCGGGGACAGCUGGGGAGAGGCUCAAAGCCCCUCCCGUGGUGGUUAUGGUGGCAGCGGCAUGCAGGGAAGAGGUCGUGGCGGCCACCCAAAUGGUCCCUAUUACAAGAACGGCCAAAGUACUUGGAACCCUCAGGUCACUCCCCAGUCUCCCUCCCAGCCAGCGAUUGGCAGUUUCCCUGUUCACAAUGCUCCGACCGGCCCGAGUGCCCAACCAGCGAUUGGCAGUUUCCGCGUGGGCAAUUUUUCCACAGCCUCGAGAAAGCGACCUGAGUCCACCUUCGCCCAGGUUGCUGCCCGUGCCGGUGGCCUGGCCACCCCGGAGACUUCUCCCAGCGUGGGCUCCAGCAAUUGUACCAACAAUUCCGGCGGUUCCACUGUGAAUAUUUCUCAAUCGGAGCAUGGCGUUGGCAAUCGAUCUCAAACCCACAAGGUCAUUCAUGAGAGCAUCAUGAACCCCGAGGAAGCUGUUGGACCCCUUACUCAAGGUAUGGGCCAGCUCGACUGCUUCGGGCUUCCUCCGGUAACCAAGACCGAGGAAGACUUCCGCAGAGGCCAUCGCCGACUCUUUGCCCCGGGCUUUGGCCACGAUGGUGCUGAUUCCUGGUGCGACGUCGUCGAUGACUUCGUCGACGUCUUUGAGGAUCCCGCUUUCGCGGAAAUUGAGGCCAUAAAGCAGUUGGUUUCCUCUGAUGCUGCCAGACCAGAAUCAAGCCUCCUCAAUGCUCUCGUUGCUGAGAGCGAGCCGCUCGAGAACAAGCGGGCUCUGGCCAACUGGGGGCCCAUUGGGGUCAAGACUAAGCAACCCGCGUCGACCAAGGCUUCCGCCCCUCCCCCUGCCAACAUGACAGAGAUCUCCAAGCUGAAGGAGACCCUCAGCGAGAUCGAGGGAGCACCUGACCUGAGCGAAAGUUCAGCCAUCGACAUGGCUCGGCUGAGUUACCGCAUGUCGAGCUCCUCUUCCUUCGACGGGGACAAUGCCGCAGCUGCUUCGUGGUUCGACUUGGCCUACAAGGCCCACGCCAAAGCCGCCUUUGCCUGGCGGCGCAAGGUGAACGGCGAGUUCGGCUCAUACUCUCCAAAUGGGCCAGAUGUCUACACGACCUGGCGGAGAAAGCGUGGAAUCGAGGACUACCCGUACGUUACGGGUAGCCGCACUAAGGAUCUCGCUUGCGGCUUCCGCGUUCCUUUCCCGGCUCCUCGUGAGUGUGCUCGACGAGAUUCGUGGCUUCGUCUCCAGAAGAGACUGAUGCGCGAAUGUGCGCAUCAUUAA